Molecule: messenger RNA, 2001 nt
Organism: Ilyonectria robusta
Lineage: Eukaryota; Fungi; Ascomycota; Sordariomycetes; Hypocreales; Nectriaceae
Exons: 3
Coding region: 1-2001 (666 amino acids)
Molecular function (GO): ATP hydrolysis activity; ATP binding
Source: RefSeq, a predicted model, not a curated record
AUGCUAAACAUACUUACAGCCCGCAGCUCUCGUGCGGACAACAGAGGCUACGGGACAAACUCGGAUUCCGAUGACGGUCAAAUCAUACUCGUGGGCUCAGACGAGGAGUUCACCCAGUGCGGGUUCAAUUCCUGCCAAAUCCGUUGGAGCGAAUUCGACAAUGUCGACGAUGAAGAGUCGGCUUUGGCCAAGCGAUGCGCCUCCAUCCCAAUCAUCCAUCGGCACGCCUUGGUAAAAAAUCGCUGGGUCACUGAUUCCAUCAUUGUGCACGAUCCUGCCAUGCGGGACGUUCUUAGCGCAGUGCUUGCCAAGUAUCAAGAUCUCGACCUAGAGCUCCAGGACUGGACCUUUGAGCCUCCAUUUAUGCCCUUGGUUCAUCGUUGGCAGACUUUCAAGGAUUACCACGGCACGGCGACCCCAGGACCCAUGAAGAACGCGUCCUCAGCAUUGUUGGCGUUCCUGACACCCAUCCUGGCUUCCUCUGUCCUCUCGCUCGCCCAGACUAAGAAGACCGGCCAGAUCAGUUUCAACAACAUUUGGCAGAUCUUCUCCCCAAGUUCCAUCGUCGUCACCAAGUUUUACGGCAUAGACACCAUCUGCAGGGUAGUCAAAUACAAGAAGCGACGUGCGGACCCCGGCGCUCCCCAGCGGUGGGCUAUCGACAUGGAAUACGUGGACUGGAACGGCGAGACGUGUGGUUGGGCGACGACCACUCUCACCAUAUGGGAGUUUGAGGGCUUCAGGCGAGUCACCGGGCUCCCCGUCUACCCACUCUCGUUCUCCAAUGACGCUGCCAAGAUCAAGGCCGAGAUGAUUGAGAGAGGACGCAAGUUUGAGAGCAUUCGUGGCUACCAUUUGAUGGCGGCGAAUGGAACCAAGAUCUUGCUCGAGGGGGAGGAGUCUCAGCAGCGACCAGUGGCUGGAAAAGUAUGCGUCGACGCAUAUGCAUACUACCACAUCUGCAACAUGGUCAAGCCGAAGCUGCGACCCCUCAGCAACAAAGUCGACGAUGAUUCAGAUGAGCCCCAGACUAGAGAAAACGACGCAUGUAUGACCUGGGCGGGGUACCAAUCCAGGUUCACCGUCACAUCCGUCGAAACUGUCACAGCUGCGAAGGGUCCAGCGGAACGGACAGAGGAUCUGACGCCGCUGACCGAAGAGGAGAUGCUCAUGACUACACCCUGGGUCAAGGGAUUCGACCUCAAAUCGAAGGAAUUCUGCGAGCUGCACAUCGCGGACUUGAAGGAGAUGAUGUGGAACGAUGAGGCAUUCGAGAAGCUUGUCCUUCCUGGUGGAGAGAAGGAGCUUGCUUGGGCGUUUGUCGAGAACAAGAGCCCGUCUACGUCGGACUUUGAUGACUUCAUCCCCGACAAGGGCCGCGGGCUGAUUAUUCUGAUGUUUGGGCCGCCUGGAGUUGGCAAGACGUUCACGGCCGAGGCUGUGGCGGAGAGAUCGCGAGUGCCGUUGUACUCUAUGGGUGCGGGCGACCUGGGCAUCCAGCCGGCCGAGGUAGAAGCUGCUCUUGAACGCGCCCUGGAGCUUUGUCGAAUGUGGAACGCCAUGCUCCUCCUCGACGAAGCCGAUGUAUUUCUCGGCGAGCGUACCAGCGAGUCCCUAGCGCGUAACGAGCUGGUAUCCAUCUUCCUCACCAAACUAGAGUACUACCAGGGCAUUCUCUUCCUCACCACCAACCGCAUCUCCAGUAUCGACCACGCCUUCCAGUCACGCGUGGACCUCUUCCUCCCGUACCACAACCUCACCAGUGCGGCGCGUCGCCAGGUGUGGGAGAAUUUUAUUGAGCGCGCGGGACGGCACAAGUUUGACGUGUCGGAUGCGUCGCUGGAGAAGCUGGCCGAGUUGAAGCUGAAUGGGCGCGAGAUCAAGAAUCUGAUCAAGUCGGCGCAGUUGCUCUCGCUGAAGGACGGUGGCAAGGUUCCGAUCGAGAGGCUGUUGUUGCUUGCUGAUAAGCGGAUGCAGGCGCUGAAGUGUCUUGAGGUCUGA